UGGACAUAACGGCCAAACUAUUGGUUGACUGUGGCACGUGUUAAGCUCAGAUCCGACUGAAGUAUUUAGCUCAUUUGUUCCCGGGAAUACCAGGCUCAUAUCAGGAGACAGGGCUGCUGGAGUCACUCAAGGUAUAGUAUGAUUCGGAUGUCUCACUUGAGCGUGAACAUUUGUUCUCAUGUCCAUCUAUGAUUGUGUUUUGCAUGCAGAAUGAGUGAAGCUGUGGUUAGUGGGGUGAGGAGGUUGAGCACCAUCUCGGAGCAGGACGGGGACGCUGAAGUGGAGCCCGUGUCCCUCGUGUCCUCGGGGGACAGUGAGUGGGCAGGAUCCAGUGCUUCGCUCUGCUCGCGUGGAAAGCCCAGCGCCCAGAGCAGCUCCUUCACCUCCUCCGAGUCCUGUCAGCCGGACGCAGCAGAUGACUGCGCCUCCAUCCUGCUGGCUUGCCUGUACUGCCGCUUCUGUGACGUUAUGGCCAUGCUGCCUGACACUUGUGAGCGGGCUAUUGGCCGCUGCUUCCCCUCUUACAAGUAUUACAACACCUCGGAUGAGCCGUCCAAAGGAAAAGACUGGUGCAGCUGUAACGUAGAUUUUGACUGUGGUUUCAUCAACUGUCAAGAUGCCAGUGAGCUGUUAGAGCUGGCGAUGGAGAUAUCUGAGGUCUGCUACCGCUAAUAGCCUCUUAGCUGUCUGGAGAUCAGUGUAAAUCAUUCAGGACGGAGAUUCUCCAUCAGUGCUUAAUUCCCGAUUCCACAUGGUGUGCGUUUCAAAUGAGAUACAGUUACUCAUGUUGAAAAAAUGGUAAAUUGCCACCUCUUCUUUUUGGCAACAAAAUAAAGCAUUUUUGGGACAAGAUCAUCAUGUAAUUUAAGCAAAGUACUUGGUGAAUAUAUUUGUGAUUCUUCUUAAAGGGGUCAUAUGACGUUGCUGAAAAUAACAUUUUGUGUAUUUGGUGUAAUGCAAUGUGUUUAUGUGGUUUAAA
This is a messenger RNA of Carassius carassius (crucian carp), 979 nucleotides long. Its product is annotated as myoD family inhibitor domain-containing protein 2-like. The transcript is spliced from 2 exons. The coding region runs from base 211 to 672 and encodes 153 amino acids. NCBI's taxonomy places the organism in Eukaryota, Metazoa, Chordata, Actinopteri, Cypriniformes, Cyprinidae. The record is from RefSeq and is a predicted model, not a curated record.